GGCACCCAAUGUUUGAAGAACCGCAGAAGAAAUGGAUACUCCACAAGUUUGCGAGGGCGAGGAUGAGAUCCCGCUUCCCGGAUUCCGAUUCCAUCCGACGGACGAAGAGCUGGUGAGCUUUUACCUUCGUGGGAAAGUUGAGAAGAGAGGCAUCAGGCUUGGACUCAUCAAACAGAUGGAUAUCUACAAACACAACCCCUGGGAUCUUCCGUAUGGGAGCAGCAACGUGGGAGAUAAAGAGUGGUACUUUUACUGCAAGAGAGGGAGGAAGUACAAGAACAGUAUAAGGCCAAAUAGAGUAACUGGGUCCGGGUUUUGGAAGGCCACUGGCAUAGACAAGCCCGUGUAUUCCAACGGAGGGGAGGGCAGUGAGUGCAUUGGCCUCAAGAAAACGCUCGUUUACUAUCGUGGAAGUGCUGGAAAAGGCACCAAAACUUAUUGGAUGAUGCACGAGUUUCGCCUCCCACCUUCCAAUUCCUAUAACAUUGCUCAAGAAGCGGAAAUCUGGACACUGUGCCGGAUCUUCAAGAGGAAUAUGAGUUGCAGAAGGUAUGGAUCCAAUUGGAACAAACAAGCGCCCACCAAAAACCCCUUGACUGAUCAGAAGAACACGAAGCUGUGCAAUGAGCAGGUCAUGGGCAGUGGAGAAGUCAGUUAUAACAAUUGGAGCUGCGAGUCCAUGAUCGUCCAGAAUGAGCAGAAGGCAGUUGUUCCUAGUGGCCCAAAUAAUCGUGAAUGGAUGAAUAAGAAUUAUCAAUACUAUUACAGCAGCAGCUCCUCCAUGGCCCCAUCUCCAGUUUCCAGUGGCAUUAUUUCAGCUCCAAUAGCCUUCCCCACAAAUGAGCAGCUUGAUGUGAAUGAUUUCUUCACAAAUAGCAACUGGGAUGAGCUGAGAUCAGUGGUGGACAUGUUGUGGUUAAAAGUCCCCAAAUCAGAUGAGAUUUUCUUUCCUCUUUCUCUUCAGUAAAUAUUUGGGAUUUGAUUAGAUUGGAUGAUCAUUAUUUAUGUUCCAUUAUUUGAGGGAUUUGAAUAUAUAGUACUCAUCUUAGCAGGGUUGAUGUUACAUGGGUUUAACCAUUCAGAUGUUACAUGGGUUUUUGUUGUAACAUUCUAUAUAGUGUUUAGAUGGAUCAUUUUUCCCCGGC
Messenger RNA from Cucurbita moschata (crookneck pumpkin), 1145 nucleotides. Its product is annotated as transcription factor JUNGBRUNNEN 1-like. Gene Ontology annotation, molecular function: DNA binding. Gene Ontology annotation, biological process: regulation of DNA-templated transcription. NCBI's taxonomy places the organism in Eukaryota, Viridiplantae, Streptophyta, Magnoliopsida, Cucurbitales, Cucurbitaceae. The coding region runs from base 32 to 967 and encodes 311 amino acids. The transcript is spliced from 3 exons. The record is from RefSeq and is a predicted model, not a curated record.